This is a messenger RNA of Ostreobium quekettii, 2145 nucleotides long. The record is from the annotation of a GenBank genome assembly. NCBI's taxonomy places the organism in Eukaryota, Viridiplantae, Chlorophyta, Ulvophyceae, Bryopsidales, Ostreobiaceae.
GGGCGCACAAAAGUGGAGGGCAGCAAUCUCUCCAAGGAGCGACGCGAGCUGGAGGAAACAAUAAACUCCCUGCAAGUGCAGAUAUACAAAGGAAGCGAGAAAAUGGACCAAUUCAAGCUCCUGAUGAAUUGGAAUCAAGACGAGCUCGAUCAGUGGGCUCAGGCGCAAUGGCAAAAGGAGCAAGACAACCUGGCUCUGGAGAAGUACAAGAGGCAGGACGAAUCAGUUGUAAAGGAUUUGAACCUUCAAAUUGAGAGAGACACGAAGAAUUCCGUGAAGACAAAAAGCGACCUGGCAAGGGAGGUGACAGAAACGCAGGCCGCCCAGACACAGCUUGACAAAACUGCCGAUGACUUCAGAGCCCUUCACAAAGAGCGCCAGGAGCUUUUGCGGCAGUGGGACGAAGCCGUGGAGGCAAUGAGACGACAGGACAAGGCCAUACAGCUCGCCACGGAGCGCUUCCACGAUAGAAAGUCUGUCAUCCGCCAGAAGCGAAAGGACUUAGAUGCUCAAGCCGCAUUUCUAGAGAACGAGGUCGCGAACAACAGAGAGUUGGAGGCGCGAAUAGAGGCGCUGGAUAGGGAAACGGCGAAACUGCGGGAUCUUGCCGGCGACGAACAGAAGAAAAAACUUGAAGCCUCGGACGAGACUGAAGUUCUCCAAAACACGCUGAGGAAAGCCGCCAAUGAUCUGGCACAGAAAACGGUGGAAAACAGAAACGCAAAAGCCAGCCUGGAGGACCUCAGGAAGCGGCUGGAUGGGGCGAGGAAAAAGUACGCGGCGGUGCGGCGCAAGUUGGAGAGCGAAAUGGGCCAAUUGGACGCCUUGGAACUGAGGGACAGCGAGCUGAAGGCGCUGCACGCCGCGGAGGAGAGGCACCUGCGGGAGGCCCAGAAGGUCACGGCGGACCUCAAGGCGCAGCAGUACAGGCAGGGGCAGGCGCUGUUCGUGGAGAGGAAGAAGGAAAGGGAUCUGAUAUCGGAGAUCGCGGGGGCGCACGCGGAGAACCGCAAUAUGAAGGCCAAGAUCGCUCAAUUGGAGGCCAAGGUGGCCAAGCAGCAGGAGAUGCUGUACAACGUCGAAUUCCAGAUCGUCGUCAUGGAGCGCAAGGUGUCCCGGGCGCAGGGAGAGCGCAGCGACGAGGAGACGAGGGAGCUGAACACCCAAAUCGAGCGGCUGACGCGGGAGCUGGAGGGCGUGAACGCUGAGCACGCGAUGCUACUGGCGCAGCUCAAAAAGGCGAUGGACAACCUGGGCCAAGCCAGUAGGAAGAACAAGCAGCUGCUGGGCGCCAAAGCGAAGAUCGAAGACAGCAUCGCUCAGCUGUACCUGGAGACCGAAAUGAUUCAGAAGAGUAUCAAGUCGGCUGUGGAUGAGAAGGAGAACUGCAUGGUCGAGCACGAUGUCCUGAAGCUGCAAGUCAAGAGGCUGACGGAUGUGGUGUCGAUGAGGGUUGACGAGGUGUGCAGUCUGGAGAAUCGAAAGGCACAGCUGCAGCUGAGUAUGGAGGAGCGCAAGCACGAAAUUGGGGUGCACAGGGAUGGCUUGCUGGUAGAGCUUAAGAACGUGCGCGACGACGUUCACAGAGUGAUAUUGGAGCAGAAAGAGCGGUUCUUGCGAGCGGGAAAGCUGAAGAGCAAGUUCGAAACCCUAUCAGCCAAUAAGCAGUCCAUGUUCGAAGAUGAGCCCAGGUCUCAGGCCUACUUCCUCAUAAAAGCAGCUCAAGAGCGCGAGGAGCUUCAGAGGCAAGGGGACGAUCUGGAUGCAAAGAUAAGGAAGGGGGAGAAAGAGGUCCAGGCGCUUCAACAGACACUGGAAAAGCUGCUCGACGCCAACAACCAGCUGGGGGCCAGCUUCCGCAGGGUCCCAAACGAGGCGUCCCUCAAGGAGCGCAUGGACCUGAGGGAGAGGCUGGACAGGGCGUACGACAAGCUGAAGUUCAAGCGCACUGAGGAGAUGAACAUCGCCGCCGACAUCCAGCAGGCGGAGAUCAGGCUGCGGGCACUGAGGAAAGAAGUCGACGUGAACAAAGGCUCGGUGGCGGAGUUGACAAAGAAGAAGGUGCGAGUAGCUCUUGGUUGCGCUGCCCGAGCGUGGGGAGGCUCUGAGCCAGCGCUUGGAAGCGGUGUUCAAAAAGACAAAUAG